Molecule: messenger RNA, 377 nt
Organism: Aptenodytes forsteri (emperor penguin)
Lineage: Eukaryota; Metazoa; Chordata; Aves; Sphenisciformes; Spheniscidae
Gene: CORT
Product: cortistatin
Exons: 2
Coding region: 53-370 (105 amino acids)
Biological process (GO): regulation of cell migration
Cellular component (GO): extracellular region
Molecular function (GO): hormone activity
Source: RefSeq, a predicted model, not a curated record
GCUCCCUCUCCCAGUCUUCCUAAUUCAGCACAGCAGUGACAGCCUGUACAUCAUGCAGCUGGUGGCCAGCCUGGUGUCCGUUCUGCUGCUGGUGUGGAGCGUGAGAGCCACCGCACUGCCCGGAGAAGAGAGACUCGCAAUACAGAACACUAGGGAACAGAGCACAGUCCGGAAAGAUGCCAUCCUGAAGAUGCUGGCGGGCCUGCUGGACAGCGUGGACUUGGGGCGCGAGGUGGCCUCCCCGGAUGUGGAAGAGGCGGGCAAGCUGGAGGAGGAGCGGGCGGUGCUGGGGCACAUCGCCCAGCUAUCGCAGCGGGACCGCAAGGCCCCCUGCAAAAAUUUCUUCUGGAAAACCUUCACCUCCUGCUAGUGCCGCC